This is a messenger RNA of Clunio marinus, 228 nucleotides long. The record is from the annotation of a GenBank genome assembly. Lineage: Eukaryota; Metazoa; Arthropoda; Insecta; Diptera; Chironomidae.
AUGAGUUUGUUAACCCUUCACGGUCAGAGCGCACUUCACGCAAGGCAUUCAUCGUACGAGAAGAGUAAGAAAUUAUCAUCUGCUUUUGUUAAGCCCAAUUGGAGAACACGAUUUUAUAAGAGGUUGUUCGAGCAACACAAAAAAAAGGAAUCGAAAUACGUAGUAGAAAGAGAAGAACCUUAUAUGAUCGCUUACCCAAAAUACCAACAAAAAGAUCCCAAACAAUAA